UUCCACCCUCCCUUUCUUCCCCCAACAUAGAAAAACCCUUAGUCGAUUCUGCCUCUGAGCCUUUUUUCUUUCUGUUUACAUUUGUUACAAAAAGCGAUCCACAAUGGCGCCUAACCCCUUCAACCUCGACGAAGUGUUCUACGACUCGUGCCUGUACAUCCCCGCACAAUUCGGAAACGAGCCGCCGAUUGCCUCAACCUCGACCCUCGUCCCACCCACCGUCUACACAUUCGGCAAGUGCGAGGGUGACAUCGACUCGUCCCGUCUCACCGACCAUUACCCUGCUGCUUAUAAAGACUUCUUCGGUACGCCCAGUGGCGCUCCCUGCAUCUACAAGUCGGGCCCUGCCUGGCCUGAACGCCCAGGUCCGCAUGCGCAGCGCUUCAUCCGUGAGGCACGCCCUGUCUAUGGCCACCCUAUCGCAGGCUCCUGGCUCGAGAUCGGUACGGAAAUCUACAAGUCCCUCGACUCUCACGGCGUCAUGUGGACCUCGAUCGACCCCGUCGCCUUCGCCAAUGCAGGGGAGAAGACGCCGUUUUGCCCACUCCUUAUGUGGAUCGGCGUGAAGCACAAGACUCUCCCCUUCGACGCUGCGGUGGCUGCCGCCGACGCCAUCAAGCUUAUCCUCAGUCUAGCUGGCUUCCCUGACAUCGAGGUCGCUUUUCGCGAGUCGGAGGUGACCCACUCUGUUGGUGGCCCGAAGCUCCUCCCCUUCACCCCCCUCUUCGACCGCAUCCCCAAGUUCCGCAAGCCUUUCACGCCCACGCUUGGCCUCUCCAUUGCCCCACUCAAGACACCCCACUACGAGGGCACCGGUGCCCUCUACUUCCGCCUCGGCAAAGAUGACGAUGAGCGCGUCGUCCUUCUCACUGCUGCCCAUGUCGCUCGCCCUCCUGCAUAUGCCUACAUGGGCACGUUGCGCCAGCACACCAGACAGCAACAUGAGCACAUUGUCGCCCUCGGCUGCAUGGGCUACUGGAAUGCUAUAAAUGCCAUGAUGGACACCAUCGGCGACCUCGCUCGCUCCAUCAAGGUGUGGAACAAGGUGAUCUCCAGGCUGGGCGAGUUCGUUGAGGGCGAGGAUGCAGCGGUCACCGAUUCGCGCAAGUACACCCAGCGUGACGUGGAGAAGGCGAUGAGGAUAAUCGACAACUUGAACAAGCUUCACGACGAGGUUACUAAACGCAGGACGCACCCGGACCUGCGAAUCAUCGGCUUCGUCCUCCACGCUGAGCCCAUUGUCGUCGCCGACGGACCCACCGAGUUUACGCAUGACUGGGCCUUUAUCCAGCUUUACCCUGAGAAGAUCGACUGGAGCACCUUCCCAGGAAACAAGGUCUACAUUGGUGGCAACCUCUCGGUGCCUGACUUCCGCAACUUCUUGUUCCCACAGCCCAAGGACAAGGUGGGCUAUGAGUACCCGGAUGAUGGGCUCCUCCAGGCCUUUGGUGUCGUGAAGGACGACGAGAUCCGUCAACCCCAGCACCUCGAUAUUCACGGCGAAAAGGCACUCCUUGUAGUGAAGAAUGGCCCAACCACAGGCACCACCGUCGGUCGUGUCAACGGGCUCGAGUCUUUCACUCGCGUCUACACUGACUAUAGUGCCAAGUAUGUGUCCAUCGAAGUCGCCAUCCUGCCCUACACCGACAACAAGAAGCUGCCCAGCUCCUUCUCCGCCCCUGGAGAUUCCGGUGCCAUCAUCCUCGACAGGGCUGGCCGCAUCGUCGCCUUGCUCACCGGCGGUGGCGGCACGAACCAUGAGACAGACGUGACCUAUGGAACCCCAUACUGGUGGCUCGAGGAGAAGAUCAAGAAGGCCUUCCCCGACUGCCACCUCUACUAGGUCGCCACCUAGGUUUACACAUUUUUUAAAUGCAAGCAGAAACUCAGGUAGACCUCUCGGACUCGUCGACUCGUUGUGCACGUCCUGGACGAGUUGGUUUGUUGUUGGUCAGCCCUUGUACACUAUCAUGUCUUUCUGCUUCUUGGACAUUCAUAGCAUAUCUUUUUGUCUUGUUUUUUGUACUAUUAUAUGUUGUACUUUGUAAUUAACAGUGUUCAUGCAUGUUUC
Guyanagaster necrorhizus is the source of this 2071-nucleotide messenger RNA. RefSeq lists its product as uncharacterized. The transcript has 4 exons. The record is from RefSeq and is a predicted model, not a curated record. NCBI's taxonomy places the organism in Eukaryota, Fungi, Basidiomycota, Agaricomycetes, Agaricales, Physalacriaceae. The coding region runs from base 104 to 1843 and encodes 579 amino acids.